AUGAUGAUGACGUGCCGUCUGCUGUGCGCCCUGUUGGUGCUUGCCCUGUGCUGCUGCCCGUCCGCGUGCGCGACGAAGGGUAGCGGAGAACAAGAUGAGGACAACUCCAGUUCAUCACCUUCUCAGCCACCGGAAGCAGGUGGUGCAGGGCCAGCAAAUGAUUCCACGACGCCAAUUUUAACAGCUCCGGCUGUCACGUUACCGGGAACCCAAAGUCAGGACGGUCAGGAAGCCGCUUCGCCAGGGAGUGCAGGUACAGAAGCUCCGGUGCCUAUUUCAAAAGCGAAACCAGAUGGGUCCGAUGGGACAGGGUCUUCAGGUGGGUCCGUUAACCCAAAUACAUCGUCAAGUUCCGUGACCGCUUCUGUAUCGGCACAAAGUCAGAAGGAAAAUGCGCCAACAACAACCACUACAACAAAGGCACCAACCACGACGACUACUACUACAACCACCACCACUACGACUACGGAGGCGCCAACUACAACCACGACGACCACCCGCGCACCGUCACGUCUUCGCGAAAUCGACGGCAGCCUCAGCAGCUCUGCGUGGGUGUGUGCCCCGCUUGUGCUUGCCGCAUCCGCGCUGGCGUACACCACUGUGGGCUGA
Messenger RNA from Trypanosoma cruzi, 609 nucleotides. RefSeq names its product mucin TcMUCII, putative. The transcript has a single exon. NCBI's taxonomy places the organism in Eukaryota, Euglenozoa, Kinetoplastea, Trypanosomatida, Trypanosomatidae. The record is from RefSeq and is a predicted model, not a curated record. The coding region runs from base 1 to 609 and encodes 202 amino acids.